Molecule: messenger RNA, 5725 nt
Organism: Equus caballus (horse)
Lineage: Eukaryota; Metazoa; Chordata; Mammalia; Perissodactyla; Equidae
Gene: ACVR1C
Product: activin A receptor type 1C
Biological process (GO): cellular response to growth factor stimulus; nervous system development; protein phosphorylation
Cellular component (GO): activin receptor complex; plasma membrane
Molecular function (GO): activin receptor activity, type I; ATP binding
Source: RefSeq, a predicted model, not a curated record
UGCUGGGGCCAGUGGCAGGAGCGCCGCGCACCGCCCGCCGCGGGGGGCGUGGGAUGGGGGAGGCAGAGGAGGGGGGCACACGCGCCGAUUAGAGCCAACCGCACACUUCAAAAGGGUGUCAGGGCUGUGCUUGCCUCCCGCGCCCCGGGAACUUCAAAGCGGCCCGCGCUGUCCCGGCCACGUCGCUCCGCUCCGGGGCCUCGCAGCCCCGGCAGCCGCCUGGUGGCCAUGACCCGAGCGCUGCACGCCGCGCUCCGCCAGGCUCUCCUGCUGAUCGCCGCCGCCGCGCUCUCGGCAGGAUUGAAGUGUGUGUGUCUUUUGUGUGACUCUUCAAACUUUACCUGCCAAACAGAAGGAGCAUGUUGGGCUUCAGUUAUGCUAACCAAUGGAAAGGAACAGGUGAUCAAGUCCUGUGUCUCUCUCCCGGAAUUAAAUGCUCAAGUCUUCUGUCAUAGUUCCAACAAUGUUACCAAAACCGAAUGCUGCUUCACAGAUUUUUGCAACAACAUAACUCUGCACCUUCCAACAGCAUCACCAAAUGCCCCAAAACUCGGACCCUUGGAGCUGACCAUUGUUGUUACUGUGCCAGUUUGCCUCCUGUCCAUAGCUGCAGUGCUGACAGUAUGGGUCUGCCAAGGCCGACAGUGUACAUACAGAAAGAAAAAGAGACAGAAUGUGGAGGAGCCCCUCUCUGAGUGCAAUCUGGUAAAUGCUGGAAAAACUCUAAAAGAUCUGAUUUACGAUGUGACCGCCUCUGGAUCUGGCUCUGGUCUACCUCUGUUGGUUCAAAGAACAAUUGCAAGGACGAUUGUACUUCAGGAGAUCGUAGGAAAAGGGAGAUUUGGUGAGGUCUGGCAUGGACGAUGGUGUGGGGAAGAUGUGGCUGUGAAAAUAUUCUCUUCCAGAGAUGAAAGAUCUUGGUUUCGCGAGGCGGAAAUUUACCAGACGGUUAUGCUGAGACAUGAAAACAUCCUUGGUUUCAUUGCUGCCGACAACAAAGAUAAUGGAACUUGGACUCAACUUUGGCUUGUCUCCGAAUAUCAUGAACAGGGCUCCUUAUAUGACUAUUUGAAUAGAAACAUAGUGACAGUGGCUGGAAUGAUCAAACUGGCCCUUUCGAUAGCUAGUGGUCUGGCCCACCUUCAUAUGGAGAUUGUUGGUACACAAGGUAAACCUGCUAUUGCUCAUCGAGAUAUAAAAUCAAAGAAUAUCUUAGUGAAAAAAUGUGAAACUUGUGCCAUAGCAGACUUAGGAUUGGCUGUGAAGCAUGAUUCAAUACUGAACACUAUCGACAUACCUCAGAAUCCUAAAGUGGGAACCAAAAGGUAUAUGGCUCCUGAAAUGCUCGAUGAUACAAUAAAUGUGAAUAUCUUUGAGUCCUUCAAACGAGCUGACAUCUAUUCUGUUGGUCUGGUUUACUGGGAAAUAGCCCGAAGGUGUUCAGUUGGAGGAAUUGUUGAGGAGUACCAGUUGCCUUAUUAUGACAUGGUGCCUUCAGAUCCCUCAAUAGAGGAAAUGAGGAAGGUUGUUUGUGACCAGAAGUUUCGACCGAGUAUCCCAAACCAGUGGCAAAGCUGUGAAGCACUCCGAGUCAUGGGAAGAAUAAUGCGCGAGUGUUGGUAUGCCAAUGGGGCAGCCCGCCUAACCGCCCUCCGUAUUAAGAAGACUAUUUCUCAACUUUGUGUCAAAGAAGACUGCAAGGCCUAAUAAUGACAAUCGUGUAAAAAAGAAAUCUCUCACAGCUUUCUUUCUCAUUUUCCCUCUUUAUGUGAAUGUUUGCCUUUUUUGUUGUUGUUCUACCUCAAAGAUAAUACAGUACAGUAUUUAAGUGCCCAAAGGCAGCAUGAAAAAAUAACUCUCAAGUCAAGCAUGGGCAGGAGCUGACUUCAUCCACUCUCUGUGUUGUCUUUAAUUUUAUUUUGAAAAGCAAUACAUUAACUCAUCUUUUUAUUUAAUAAGAAGGAUAUUAUAAAAGUGUAAAAUAAGCUAUAUAAAAAUAAUAAAAGUUAUUAAGGUUUUAUUUUACUUGAAUCAAGAGCAUAUGAAUGAAUAGGAAACAAAAAGGUAAAAACACAUUUUUUUCCUGAGAUAAAAACACAUUCAUUAAAAAUGUGAACUAGAGCAUGUUAUGUCUAGACAAAACUUUAGAUCAUACCAUCUAUGGUUUUCUCUAUUUCGUUUAAUUAAGUAGAAUCUUUAAAAAAAUAAAUAUUGCUCUGAACUUUAGUAUAUAAAACAAGUAAAAAUGGCGCUGCUUGGUUGGAAGAUAGAAGUGAGGUCAGAGGUCACUUACUUGGUCUCCCUUCCCCCUGUGUCCCUACUCCUCAUAAUCCACCACCACAGCAGCCUCUCAGGCAAACAGUUUGAAAGCCACUAAAAUUGUUACUUCCUCUCAUUUACAAAUGAGAUACCUGACAUCUUAAGGCAUUGAGAAAUGUUCCAAAGUCACAUAGCUAAUGGUAGAGCCGGCAGUAGGUCCAAAUCCUGUGGUAAUCCACACUGUGGAGUUAGCUAGCUUCCUACUUUCCCUUUAAUUCCCAUAGUGCUUUUCUCCUUAUGCAGAAACAACAACUUUCAUCAUGGUAUUUGUGGUUUAGUCAAACAGAAGACAAAUUGAGUUAUUUUGCUGAAUCAUAAUGGACCUGCAUGAACUCUCAAGACAAUAUCCAUUGAGAUUUUCCUCACAGAAAUUUCAUAGUCACCCUCUAGAGGAAUAUUGUUUUCGAAUACUUCCAGAGAUUAAUCAAGCAUGAAGAUCCAUUGUCAGAAGAUGUCUUUAAGAUGCAUUUCAGAGGUCCCUACUACUUUUGCACAUACACUUUUAGAAAGAAAAGAACAGAAAGAGGAAACUAGGAGAUAUUUUGAGAAAAACUGAUAAAACUCUUAAAUGACGUACAACCACUAAACCCUACAGAGGUAUCAGUUAACUGUGGAGAGAUAACCCCCUCCCCUUUCAAAAUGAGCUAGUGGGCGCAGAAGAAAGCUCGUGAUCAUUUGCUUUUAUUCUACUUCCUGUGGAGACGGACAAAUUCAGCGAUAAGUUCUGAAUAAUACAUGGAACAUUAAAUAUUUCCUUCAAAGCUUUGGUGAAGGAGAUUGAACAUGGUAUCUUUUAUUAUUCUAAAAUGUUCUUUCCUAAACUCUAUUCCUUAGAACACUCUUCUGCUGAGAUGAACGAAGACCAAAAGCGUUCUUUGAUAGAUUCUUGAAAAGUGAUACUGCACUUUCACAUAUCAUAUGCUUUGAGGAGUCUAGCAGUAAAGAAAUUUACUUGAAUUUCUUUAAACUGGGCUUCCUCAUUAUUUGACCAUGGAACCCUUUUGUUAAGAGCAGGGGAAACCUUUUGCUAUCACAAAUUUUAGGGUUCCACAAAGCACAACUUGGGUAACAGUAUUCUAAAGGAUAUACCUAGUAUUUUCACGUAGAGCACAAUCUAGUGAUCACACUUCAUUUCGCUAUGGAAAUAUGUUACUGACCCUGUCUUCAUUUGACUGGUAUGAGAUAUCGAAGGCAAAACUCUGACACCUGUGGUUUGCGUAUACUUUUGCUCCCAUUCAUGCAGUUAUCCAUUCAUUAAAUAAUAUGGAGCCCCCAUAUCUUCCUUGCCACAAUGUUGGGUCCCAUAGGGAGAUGAAAAGUUGGAUAAGUUCUGCCCUCAGGGAUUUUAAAGUCUAAUUUGGGAAUGGGAAUAGGGAUGUGGGUGUGUAGGGGAAGGAAGUAAAUUGGCAAAUAGGUAUAAUACAAAGUAGGAUGUCUUGAGUUCUAUAUGACAGUGGGUUUUGAAAAUUACUUUUAAUUUGCAUCACAUUUAGAAAAUAUCUUUAUUUGGCUAUUCCAGACAAUCUAAAUUAUAUAAUAAGUUUUAAAAGUGCAUAUGUGGAGGGAUUUUAAAAAGAGCUAUGUGAAGGGGUAGUCUUGCUUAUGCUUGUUAGUUUGAUUUCUCAUAGAUUGUUUCUGCAUAUAUGAGAAUGAAAUUAUUUAUUUACUAUGGUCAUACUAUAGUUUCAAAUAAACAAGAAUAAUAUUUCCUGUUUUAUUCAUUUAUGUUGGGUAAAUAUACUUAUUUAAUUUUUAGGAGAGGAUGUUUUAACAUUUUCCUUGACAUAAUGUUUUGUAAUCUAUUUGAAAGUGUCUGAAUAUAAUUCCAUAUUUUUAUUAGUUCAACUUUAACUUUAGAGAAAUCUGUACAUUUUGAGAUAUUUUUCUUGUUUUUGUGUUGGUUAACUAUAACUCCUAACUGAAUGGUCUUAUAUUUCAAUUACCACGUACAUUUUUUAAGAAAAUGGGUAGGUUAACAGAAAUGACAAGGAAAACUUAAAAGUUCUAAUUUUUCCUUGACACUCAACAUGAUUAUAAGUAGAAAAGGCUCACUUAGAAAAAUAGGAUAAAGUUUAGAGCAUAAGUCAAAUUUUCUGUAUAUACCUAUGCUGUCAAACUUCUUAUUCUUUGUUUUUGAUGGAGUCUUAUUGUAUAAUAUUUAUUUCUUUUGAAUUGUGUUAUAAGCAAAAAAUACUCUUCCUAGGCUCAAAGUGUCAGUGUUCUUUGCUCCUUUCACAUAUUUUGGCUUUGGGUGUAAUAUAAAGCUUGGGAAAAUGCUAUUUAUGAAAUUUCAGUACUGUAUAAAAUGGUGAUGGAGUUUGUAUGCAGCAUCACUUCCUUAAAAUAAGGGAAACAUUGUUUGUUGUCAAUAUUUCAGCAUGAACUUGUUGCCUUAUAAGCUAUGCAUUUAAGUGUGUAAUUGGUACAGAUUCUGUUGUGUGCUUUCUUCUAUGUCUAAAAUAUUUGGCAUGUCACAUCUAGAAUUCUUAAUUUAUGUUCUGACUUGAAAGUUAAGUGAAACAUGACUGUGUCGUGCACUAUUUUAGGCGUAGCACUUGUUUUUCAUCUUUAUACUUUCAAUUAACUUUGCAUUUUAAAUUUCCAUGAUUGUAUGAAAAUAGUAACCCAAUCGCAGUGUCUGAAGACUUCCAAAUCAGCUUUUGUUUUAAAAUGAAAAUCUACAAUAUAUUCAUUAGGUUAGAAGUUCCAUAAUAAUUUAUUAUUUUUAAUACUUCUACUUUAGUAGAAUUAUUAAACAAAACAAAACUACUUGUACUAUGCUGGAAUUUUGCCACCAUGUGACUUACUGGGGCAGAGAAAACUCAGGGCUAUCUAGAGUUUAUGCAAGAGUACCAAGGAACCUACUUAGCAAAUCACACGAAAGCAGGGAGCCCACGUUUGCCAUUACGCAAAAUUCAACUUAAAAUUGCUUGGCAGAGAAUAGUUUUUGAUUACUUAUAAGAUAAAUAUGGAAAUGUAUUUUGUUUAUAUAAAUUUAUUUAAAAUAUGAACAUUUUAUUUCCCAUCGGGAAAUUAAGAAAGUAACAGUAGCAAAUGAGUAAAGCUGAUGGCAAUUGAUGUCUUCUGUAAUCAUUUUGUUAAAUAAAUUUACAAAAACAAAAUUUUAAGUUACUUGGAAAUGGUUAGGAAUUAGUAUCUUAAAAUGGUAUCGUUGUGGUUUUAGAAGAUAUUCUAAAUAUCUUUUCUUUUGUGAAACAUACUGUUCUCUGUUUGACAAUGCUUUGUUUGAGGUCCCUCCACAAGCUUCUACCUACAUGGACUUUAUGUACUAUUUAGUGAAGACAGUAAUCUCUUUGCUCCUGAGGGCCUCUUCCAAACAGAAAAAAAAUCAGUUGGAAUAUAAAAAUUUCAUAAAAAUAUUAAUAUUAAAUAGAAUUUCUAUAAU